AUGCGCCCAAAUACAGUCUUGCUGGCGCCGCUGGCAUUGUUUGCCUCGGGUGCCCUUGCGUUCUACCCGUAUACGCCGCCGUGGCUGAAGGAGCUUGAAGAGCACAAUGCUGGUGAGGCAAAGAGGAGUACGGAAAAUGGCAUGACAUUUGACAUCAGGCGAAGAGCAUCUAGACGUGCUCCUGCGUCACAAGAAGAAAAAGCGGCAUGGCAAGCAGCCUUGCUAGCUCACAAAUACAACGAACGAAGUCCCCCGAAUCCCAGCCAUGAUUCAAAACUCUCAAAACGAGGCAACCAGUUCCACAUCAUGGAGGCCGUUGACCCCAAGACUCCAAACACUGCCGGUCUCGACCAGGAUGGCACCGAUUAUUCGUACUUUGUAGAGGCUUUGAUUGGUUCUCAGAAGACCAAGCUCUACAUGCUGCUCGAUACCGGGGCUGGCUCGAGUUGGGUCAUGGGCAGCGACUGCAUAUCUCAAGCGUGUUCUCUGCACGACUCCUUUGGGCCUAAAGAUUCGAGUACACUGAAGACCAGUUCAAAGGAUUUCUCCAUCGCGUACGGGUCUGGAUCUGUUAGCGGUUCAUUGGUCAACGAUACUAUCGAGGUGGCAGGCAUGAGCUUGCCGUAUCAGUUUGGGUUGGCCACCAAUACCUCUUCGGACUUUGUGCACUUUGCCUUUGAUGGCAUCCUUGGCAUGUCCAUGAACAGUGGCGCCAAUGAGAACUUCCUGUCGGCAUUGGAGAGUGCCGGCUUAUUGCAGAAGAGCAUCUUCUCCGUCGCCCUGGCUCGAGCAUCUGACGGCUACAAUGAUGGCGAAGUCACGUUUGGUGCCACGAACCCUUCUAGAUACACUGGCUCCAUCACCUAUACUUCCAUUCCUGCUGGUACUGACUGGUCCAUUCCGUUGGACGACAUGUCCUACAACGGCAAGAAAGCUAGCGCUGGUGGUAUCAAUGCUUACAUCGAUACCGGUACCUCCUACAUGUUUGGCCCAGCAAAGAAUGUCAAGGCCUUGCACUCUGUCAUUGAUGGAGCCCAGAGCUCGGACGGCGUCACUUGGACGGUUCCCUGUGAUACUACCACCCCUAUCGUCGUCACCUUUUCUGGUGUUGAUCAUCCCAUCUCCCCCGAGGACUGGGUCUCCCCCAAGGAUAGCACUGGAAAGUGCACCAGCAACGUCUACGGCUAUGAGGUAGUCUCUGGAUCCUGGCUCUUUGGUGACACGUUUCUCAAGAACGUCUACGCCGUCUUCGACAAAGACCAGACGCGAAUUGGUGAGUAA
Trichoderma virens Gv29-8 is the source of this 1281-nucleotide messenger RNA. RefSeq lists its product as uncharacterized. Gene Ontology annotation, molecular function: aspartic-type endopeptidase activity. Lineage: Eukaryota; Fungi; Ascomycota; Sordariomycetes; Hypocreales; Hypocreaceae. The record is from RefSeq and is a predicted model, not a curated record. Gene Ontology annotation, biological process: proteolysis. The transcript is spliced from 2 exons. Bases 1 to 1281 code for a protein of 426 amino acids.